AUGACGACGGCGCCGCCUUGCUGGCCUGUCGCACCGAUGACAAGGAUGGUGUUGGAUGCCAUAUUGCAGCGAUGGUUACUUGCCUUUAUAUCGUCGCCAGUGAUGUCAACCAUACUCUUCGUCGGCAUUCUAAAAACCGAGCAAAGGGAGUACUGUUUGAUACCUAGAUUACCAAACAAUCGGCAAUCGGGGUUGGCGUUGCCCGCCAUUCUAUCUUGGCAAAGUCCGAUAAGCGAAAGCCUCGCUUAUGUAACAACCGCUUCCCCCCCAACAACCCCACACAAGCCCCUCCAAGCAUCGCUGCCUUGCCCAUCAUCGUCAUCAGCCAACCAUCGCUUGUCGCAUUCCCUCCAAACCCAACCACCAAACCACUAUCGCGACCACCACCAUUGCGAUCAUCGCCAUCGCAACCCCUUUUUCCGAACAACAACCUCCCCCCUUAAUUCCAAGCCCUUCCCAGGCCCAAAAACCGCCAAAAUGAACCGCCUCUUCGGCACCCCCGCCCCAAAAGCCCCCAAACCAACCCUCAACACCGCCAUCACCUCCCUCGACACCCGCAUCUCCUCCAUCGACGUCAAGCUCUCCGCCCUCAACACCGAGCUAACAACCUACCAAACCAAGCUCUCCAAAAUGCGCGACGGCCCCGGCAAGACCGCCCUAAAGCAAAAAGCCCUCAAAGUCCUCCAGCGCCGCAAACAAUACGAAGCCCAGCGCGACCAGCUCCAGUCCCAAGUCUGGAACAUGGAGCAGGCCCAGACAAUGCAGGACAACCUCAAAAACACAAUGGUCACCAUCGACGCACUAAAGCAAACAAACAAGGCCCUGAAAAAAGAGUACGGCAAGGUCGACAUCGACAAGAUUGAGCGCCUGCAGGACGAGAUGGCGGAUCUGCUGGACGUGGGGAAUGAGAUACAGGAAAGCCUGGCGAGGAGUUAUGACAUUCCCGAAGAUGUGGACGAGGCAGAGUUGGAUGCCGAGCUCGAAGCCUUGGGGCAGGAGGUCGAGUUGGAAAGGGAGAUGAUGGGCGGGGACAUGAAUUCACUGCCGAGUUUUAUGCAGGAUGAGGUGCCCGAGUUUAUCGAUGAGCCGCCUGUUGCUGGGCAGGCCGGCAAGGUCAAGGAGGCUGCUGGUUAA
Messenger RNA from Podospora anserina S mat+, 1134 nucleotides. RefSeq lists its product as uncharacterized. The record is from RefSeq and is a predicted model, not a curated record. Bases 1 to 1134 code for a protein of 377 amino acids. Gene Ontology annotation, cellular component: multivesicular body. Gene Ontology annotation, biological process: vesicle budding from membrane; late endosome to vacuole transport via multivesicular body sorting pathway. The transcript is spliced from 2 exons. NCBI's taxonomy places the organism in Eukaryota, Fungi, Ascomycota, Sordariomycetes, Sordariales, Podosporaceae.